AUGCCUCUUGGUCUUACUCUUGCUCCCAGAGUUCUUGCUUCAAAAACCCUUACCUCCUGGGUUACACCUAUUGCCCAUUGGUAUGCUAACCUCGCGGGAUAUAGGAAGUACGGCCUCAAGUAUGACGACCUUAUCAUAGAGGAAUAUGAAGACGUACAAAGGGCCCUACACCGUUUGACUCCUCGUGAACAAUAUGACCGCGCUUACCGUAUGAAGCGUGCCUCUCAUGCUAGCGUGCUCCAUAAUGUACUCCCCAAAGAAGAAUGGACGAAGCCUCAAGAGGACGUCCGGUUCUUAACACCUCAUGUGAAAGAGGUUGAGAAAGAGGACAAAGAAAGGGCGAUGUGGGACACUGUCUUUGUCUCCAGAAAAUAG
This is a messenger RNA of Lentinula edodes (shiitake mushroom), 375 nucleotides long. RefSeq names its product cytochrome b-c1 complex subunit 7. NCBI's taxonomy places the organism in Eukaryota, Fungi, Basidiomycota, Agaricomycetes, Agaricales, Omphalotaceae. Bases 1 to 375 code for a protein of 124 amino acids. The record is from RefSeq and is a predicted model, not a curated record. The transcript is spliced from 4 exons. Gene Ontology annotation, biological process: mitochondrial electron transport, ubiquinol to cytochrome c.